This is a messenger RNA of Linum trigynum, 8059 nucleotides long. The record is from the annotation of a GenBank genome assembly. NCBI's taxonomy places the organism in Eukaryota, Viridiplantae, Streptophyta, Magnoliopsida, Malpighiales, Linaceae.
ACCAAAAUAUUAUAGGUUCGAAUAUUUCAUAUCGAAUUAUAGUAUUGAAUAUGUUGAAGCGAUAUAGAAUUCUUAAAUAAAUGUGUGAGUGGAUGGUCUUGACCUGCUUCGGUUCAGCCUUUGUAAAAAGGACUAAGCGUCCGCAAAAAUAAAUGUGUGAGUGGAGGACCAUUCUUCAAUAAAAUUGUAAGCUUCCACAAGUAAAAUCUAUUGACUUUUUUAUAACAGUGAUUUAGUCUCUCAAUGCAAGAGUUAAAGAGGUAGGGUGAUAGUGAAUAUCCUUGUUUUAAGCCACGAGUCAACUAGCGUUUGCUUGUUGGAUUUGAAAAAUGAGGGUUUUGGCUCAAAAAAACCUUUGGAUUUAUGAGGGAUUUGUACCAUCAUGGAUUUGAAGAGUCUAUUGUUUGCAUGAUAGAUUUGAUGAUAUAAUUAUGAUGGAUUUGCUAUAAAUAUAACUAGUCAUCAAGGAUUUACAAAUCCCACCCCAAUAUGUGGGAUUUAUAAGUCCGUGGGGUCCACGAAUUUGGAUACAAAAAAGGGAACAAAUCCGUGGACCCCACGAAUUUAACCACUUGACAACAAACAAUGGACUUGGCUAAAAUCCAUCAUGCUUGGGAUUUGAGUCCCAAAUCCAUCAAGCAAACGACCCCUAGAAUUGAUCGACACAGCCGCCAUUUCGUAGCCCAUUGAAGAUUGUCAUAAACCAAUUGGUCCCAAUAACUCGAGUUAUUGGGAAAAAGUUAUGAUGGAUCUUAUAAGUUAUACCUCUCUCUAACACGCCCCCUCAAACGAAAGCCAACUAAUGGGCUUGAAAUUUGACAGACCCACCAUACCUUGUGCUUUUAAUCAACUGUAAUAUUGGGGGGCGUGGAGAUUCGAACACACAACCACUUGGUCAAAUCAACUAUGAUACCAUGUCAUAAACUAGUUGGUCCCAAUAACUCGAGUUAUUGAGAGAAUGUUAUUAUGUAUCUUAUAUCACUCUCUAACAUAGCUAAUGAUGGUGACACAUGACAUAAUGAUGUUAGCAAAGUCGGGGGGGGGGGGGGCUUCAACUUUAAGAGUGGACUCCAAGAAGCUCCAGUUGAUUAUAUAGUCUACUUUCAAGACCAUGGUCCCAGUAGUCUUGGAUCUAAAUGACAUCGUGUGGACAACAUCUUGUAGGAUGAUUAGGUAGUCUGUUAUAUGCCAAUUCGACAUAAAACUUGAAUGGUCUUGGUCAACCAACUUGGGUAUGGGUCAUAUUUAAUCGAUUAGCAAUGCAUUUGUCCCAACACCUUGUAGCUCACAUUGCAUAACCCAAUCGCCCGAAUUGUGAUUUCUUUGGGGUGUUCAAUUUUGGGGAGCAACACUAUGAGCAUCUCGUUACGCAUCCUAAUGCAGUCAUGAUUCAUGAAACAAGAAACAAUAUGGUCGUGGAAGUCUAUUCUCCCAACUUUUUUUAAUAAAAAGUCUACUAGAAUUCAUCCAGGCGAAUUUGAGUUCGCAGAGGUUUAAUCAUGUUGAGUUCCACAACAAUCCUAACGAAUUUGCCUCGUCGGAGUUGUUUUUUGUGGUAGUUUAGUUUCGGCGUUCAACUCAGGAGAUUACCGAGAGCAAAGAGUACCUCUAGGUGAUAAAAAUGAACAAGGAGUUCUGGUAAUUGAACCGAGCAACCACCAAUCGGUAAAGCUUGUUUGAAGUGCGGAAGGUAUGUGUCCAUUGGUGAAAGAUCAAGUAGUGGUCGAAGAUUACCUAUGGACUACAAGUGAGAGCGCAUAAAUAGUCUUGGUCAUUACUAAAUUUCACCCAAAAAAUUCAUUGUGGAUAUCCAUUAUAUCCAGCGAUCUCAACGGUUGUUGUUUCCAACGAAGUUGGGAGCACAAAUAAGAGUAAGACACUAAUUUUUCAAGAAGUCUUAUCACAAGAGUUCUCUUCAAUAGAAGGAAUAACAUCUCCUUAAACUUUGUAAAUAUCUUAAGAUCUAUAGUUCUUCGUCGAAAGAGUCGGCCUCUAGAUCUUGCUCGGCGACAAAAGUUAUGAUGGAGCUUGAUUGGUUUCUUCCAGUGAUAGCUGAUAUGUAGUUCAAGGGUGGGAAGUCUCGUAGGCGUAGCAUAGAAGUGGGUAGAUUCGAAGGUGGCGCCGCCAACAGUAUGUUAGGCACAUGCCACUUUGUGACAGCGGGGUCCUACUAAACUUGGGGGCCACCUACAUUCAAUUCGACGGGGCUUCGCCCAUAGAAGUGGGUAGAUUCGAAGGUGGUGCCGCCAACAGUAUGUUAGGCACAUGCCACUUUGUGACAGCGGGUCCUACUAAACUUGGGGGCCACCUGCAUUCAAUUCGAAGGGGCUUCGCCCAUAGAAGUGGGUAGAUUCGAAGGUGGUGCCGCCAACAGUAUGUUAGGCACAUGCCACUUUGUGACAGCGGGUCCUACUAAACUUGGGAGCCACCUGCAUUCAAUUCGACGGGGCUUCGCCCCCAGCAGCCUUAUACCUCCGGUAACACCUAUGAGUCUCGCCUGGAUUCGAACCUGGGAUCUGCAAUUCCCAAACAUUCACUGUCGCGACAGUUUUACCGUUAGACUAUCUUAUCUUUGGUGCAUUUUUAUCUCUAUUAUAAUGGAAAUUAUGUAGGAUAAUAAUUCUCCAUCUAUAUUUUUUCUAGGGGAAAAGGGUUUCAUAAGUUAAGUUAAAUAAAAGGCAUUUUGCUAAUUUCUCAUGCACGUUAAUGGGAAUUUAACAUCAAAUUGACGAAAAGAGUGUGCAUGUAAAAAAAAAAAAAAAUUGAAGCUUAGAGGCUUCUUUAGAAAAAAAAGUAAGGAUAGGAGGUUUAGUUGAAAAAAAAACUCAUUGUUUCAAUGGACUACAUUGACAGAGGAUAUUUCAACCAUUCCGCAUGCACGUUAAUAAACAUUUGUUUGUUUUGACGAGGAAUUGUAACGAAACAAUUUGAUUUGAUUGUUUCGCAGUGAGACAAUUGGAUCAAAUUGACCCAUUUAUUAGCUUAAAAAUUGGAUGGAUCAAUUUGCCCCCGAGAAUUUUUAAUUUAUCUAUUUUAAGUAAAUUCCAAUUUUCUGUGGUAAGACAAAUAACUCGAAUGAAUUCGUUAUAAAUGACUAAUAUUACAAAAUGGUAGUAUGAAUGAAUUCAUUGAUAUCACUCACCAAUAAAAAAAUAAAAAAAUUAUUAAAUUAAAUUUAAACGGCAUCUUGAAGAAAAAUUAUUGAGAGAUUUAAUGGGGGAAAAUUCCAUUAAAAUUAAAAUUUUGGCAGCCAAAGAAGAAAGUGUCGCGUUUUAUGGAGUUUAGCCGCCGUUUUGCUGGUUGCUUAUACGCUAACUUAAAGAAACCCUCCAAGAACCGAGUGCAAGGAUCGAACGGAGAGACCGAGAGAAGUGAGGGGUAAGGUGGAGGCGACUGGAUUGGAUCGUUUCUCCUGUUGCCGUCUACUCCGCCACCCGAGGGUUUCCGGUGACGUCGAUUGGCCGUCGCCGCAGCGUGAAAGAAGCAUAGAGCGGUGGCGCUGGAUUACAAAAGAGCGGAGGCGAGCAACUGGAUCGUAGGGAAUCGGGCUUCGUUCGCACUAGACAAGAAGAGUAGCAGAGAAAGAAAGGUUUUUUUGCGUUAGAGAGGGGAAGAGAGGUGGCACUCGCUGGCUGGAGAAGGAAGACGCUGUGGGAGGGUAAGAAUCGAAGAUCCUGUUGGGAACCGGGAAUCGCCAUCGUUGCUUACUUUUUUUUCCGUCCGUUUUUCUGUGCAAACCUAAGGUAUUGUCACUUCCCCUUAUCGGUGCUUUGAACUGGUUAUAUUUGAAUUGUGGAAGUUUAUUGCUCGUUUAUGUUUUGGGAAAUGGGGUGCAGAAUUUCGUUCGGAUAUAUCUGUUUGAUGUUGUUUAGAUUAAGUGAGGCGGGUUCUCUCUUGCACUUACUCAUGGAGGCUUCUUACUAUGAUAGAUAGAUAUAGCCCUCUUUUGUGUUCAAUACGUUUUGCUUUGUUGGUGGAGAUAUUCAGAGUGUUGCUAGAAAUUCUCUCUUGGACUGAUUGAUUGGUUAUUAUUCGUAGUAGGACAGAGAGACGGCUAAAGGACCUAACAUUUUAUUAUGUUCCCAAAUGUUUCUUAAAGGUAGACAGACCUCUGAUUAGUGGCUUUAGUUAGUUUCCAGGUGAAACAAAAGCUUCUACGGUCUUCGUAGUAAUGCCAUGCAAGAAGUAAUGCAGUUUUCACUUCCUUGAGGAUAAGGUUUGGAAGGGUCUGUUGUGGAAAUUUCUUCAUACUUCACUUUUUGUAGGGAAGCAUGGUGAAAAUGGAAUGUCCUAUGAUUCUACGACACACAUAGAGGUUUAAGCAGUCUUUGGUUUGUCGGUGAACCCGUCUUCUUUGCUGUUGGUAUAGUGAUAUAGUGCUUGCCCAAAAGCUCAGUGGAUGAAGUACUUGUUUUGUAUUUUCCAGUACUUUUAGAUAUUGUUCUAUACUUUUCAUGCAAGUUAUGAAGCUGUUUGUUCUGCUUGAUUGGUUGUGACAUCCCCUACAUUUUUCUGGGUUGUUUUUUGAUGCAUAAGUCUAGUUCUGUUUGUGUACCAAGCAUGGAAUUAUUGGACUAUUGCUAUCCUAUGAAUCUCUGACAAAUAUAGUAUUUUAAGAUUUUUUUUUUGUCAGAGUGCCAGUUUUCUUUGCUCAUUCAUGUUGUAAUGAAGCGCUCGACUCAAAUAGCAGUUGGCGAAAUGCUUUUUUGGGGUUUUCCAGUAUUUUUGGAUUGUUCAAUAAUUGUCACGUUAGCUUUGAAAAUGUAUGUUUCUGCUUGAUUGGUUAAUGGUUGAGCCAUCUCCUUCGUAUGUUUCUGGGCUGUCUUUUGAUUCAGAAAAUCUAGUUAAGGUUUUUUUAAACCAGUGAAUCCUGAGUGUGGUAAAGGAUUGGUUCACUAAAGUAAUUACUGUUUAUGUUGUGUACUUGGCUUACAAAACGGGCCCUAUGAUGAGUUUUAAUAUAUAUAUUUUUGUAAUUGAAUGAUGGGAAUGCUAUAAUUUGCUCAAGUUUCAUGAUUUGUGUUAUUAUUCUUUCAAAUUAGGCUCAUUUGCUUAGUUUCUAUUUUGCUUCUGAAGGGUUUAUCAUAUGAUGCCCUUGUCCUAUUUCACUAUGCUCUAAGUUAGAAAUAGGCUAGCUAUAGCAAUUAUGAUGGACAUUUGUCUCAUGCUUUGACAAGUUCCUGAUACAAUAGUUGGAGGUUGUUGCUCUUUGUUCGUGAAACAUCUCUUGCUACUCUGCUUUACUAUUUUCCGGAAGUGCACAUGGGGUUUAGUUCAUGCGACUACCUUCAUUUGAAUUCUAUUGUCAGCUGUUGUGCUGGCAACAGUGGAACUUGAAAAGGGACACGACACAUCUGUGUUUUUAUAUAUUAUGAUCUGUCGAACUGUUUCUUGAUCGAGACACCCUUUUCAAAUUUUCUGUUUGAUUACGGUUAAGUGCAGGUCUUAGUUCAUAAUACUUUUACUUAUUUCCUUAUGUUAAUUGGAAAACCAUCUAAGCUUAUGUUAAAACACCCUGCAACCUGUUUUUGCAAAUUACUUUCCGUAGGGUUUUUUUAGCAGAUUAUUUAUCUGAAGUAUCUCGAGGCAAUCCAUUUGUACUGAAUAAGUAGUAUUUAUCUUUUUGGUCUGCUUUCUGCCCAGAACAUACACAGAAGUUAUGCAAAUGAAUUUUUGUAAUUUAGUUGGCUUCUGAAAAUAUGGUUCUUUAGAUUAUGUUCUGUUUUAUAUUUGAUCUCACUUAGCUCUGUAUACGAACUGCUUCCUUAUUCAUGAACCAAAACUGAACAUGUUUAGUGAUAUCAUCGCAGCUUUCUUGAAUCCUUGUACUUUAUUGCCCCGCCUGACAUGUGGUGGUUGCUAUGAUAGAUUUCGUUGCUAUGCUUAUCUUACCCUGUCAAAAGCUUGACUGAAGCUGCUGUUAGUGCUGUUUCCAUUGAGCUCCUCCCUCUUUUGCUAGAUAAUGCUUUCACCUGAUGACUUAAUUCUCCACUGUUUCAGUCUCACAAAUCAAUGACGAAAGACAAGAAGGUCCCCAACAUGACUGAUUCUUCCAAGUACCACAAGGUUUCUUCCCUUUAUCCAUACUCCAAUUAUCCUAGGAAGGCCAUCAAAAAACAAGGGAGGACCUCAUUGAAAGAGCAUAAAGUAAAAAAUGAUUGGGAAGGUGCAACCUGUUCAGUAUGUCUGGAAUACCCUCACAACGCUGUCCUUCUCCUCUGUUCUUCCUACAACAAGGGCUGUCGUCCCUACAUGUGUGCCACCGGUCGAUGCUUCUCCAACUGCCUUCAGCAAUACAAGAAAGCAUACACAAAAGCAACAGCUUUAGGAGACAGUAAUUUAAGUUCCAAAGUUCCAGAGCUUCUGUGCCCACUGUGUCGCGGACAGGUCAAAGGCUGGACGGUAGUGGAAGCGGCUCGCAAGUACUUAAACCGCAAGAAGCGAGCUUGCAUGCUUGAUAGCUGCUCGUUCUUUGGAUCCUACAGACAGCUGAAGAAGCACACUAAGGCGAACCACCCUUUGGGAUGCUGCCCCCGGGAUGUGGACCCCGUGCUCAAAGAGAAAUGGAAGGCGCUCGAGCGCGAGAGAGAGCGCAGCGACGUUAUAAGCACGAUCUUGUCCUCAACGCCUGGAGCAAUGGUGCUCGGGGACUAUGUGAUCGAGCCACCAGGUCGCCAUCAUGGAGGAGGAAUCUAUGAUUCCGACGACUAUGAGUCCGACGAGUCUCUCGAUGAAGACGAUGAUGAUGAGCUGUUUCCUCUGGGGAAUCGUGGGGUGAUGCAUUAUGAUGAGGAGUACGAUCUGGACUACGGAUCGUUUGAUGAGGACGAUAGGCAUGGGGUCUUCCAUCGUGUGGGUUCGGCAGGUGCUGGUGGUAGUCGUGCAGUUCCAGCAGGGAGCAGUUUCCACAGAUGGCUGUUCGGAAGGGCGGCUCUUAGGCCGCGGUCCGGGUAUAGACGAGGUAAUGGACGUCGUUAGGGUUUUCCUUAUUUGCUACUGAAUGUCUAGUUGCGGCAUGUGAUGGUUGCAACUGCAUUUUUGUGGGAAAAGCGGAUGCAAUUUUUUCGCCAGAGACGAUUGAUUUCAUUUCAGCAUUCACAAACAAUUAGUUUUUAUUGUUUCUGGGACGUUAAGAGGGUCUGUUUGGUUAGCUUUUCUUGUUUACUCUUGGCCAGUUUUUUUGAUUAGUUAGUUGCUGCUUACUGGAGUUCUGUGGGAAGCAAUUUUCUUCAUCUUGGAAUUUGUGGCCUCUUGAAUUCUACUGUAUGAAGUCAGAGAGUGAUACUAUUGGGAAAACAUGUUGCUUGAUGAUUUCUAGGUUACUUUUACUUCUAAAAAUGCAUAUGAAAAUUGCUCGGAGAUGUAAGCCGGCGGUCUCUGUUCCUCUCGGCCUACAUCCUCAGCGUUCGGGGUGUCCGUUAACCAAAACCCGAAAAAUUCGAAACCAUUGAAAACCGAACCCGAACUUGAUAAUGACUUUCAGUUUUUGGUUACCUGAAUUUCGAAAAUUCCUUAUCGGAUUCAACCUGAAAACCUGAACCCUUAAGAAUACGGGUUGAUCGAUAAGCAAAAUCGAACCUGAAACCCGAAAAUCGAAAAUGUCCUUAAUCGGGUCGGUUUCGAGUAAACCCAAAAAACCGAACCUGAAUGGACACCCUUAUUUAGCCUUGUCUGUCUUCCGCAGUAUUUUAGAUAAAUGGUGGAAGCACCUCGCCUCCACCGACAAUAUCUUAACUAAUAUUUUCACCCAAUGGUAUUUUAGAUAAGUGCAAACACUUCACCUUUCAACUAAUUGAACCCAAUAAAUCUACCUUUUUUUUCAUUUAUAAACUACUUUUUCUUUGAUUUAUAGUUUAAAGUAAACAUUCUCUUCAAAUAAUAUAAAGGUAUGGAUCGACCUUCCUUGAUCCUUGAUCCGUACUAACACGUGACACAACUAUUACCCAACAUGACUCGCACUUAGUGCACAUUGUUGAAGAACCCGCCCCGCCCCACCUCAUUGGCAUCAAUAAUAACAAAUAAACGACUAAAUGAUGUUAAAUAAAUGCAUCAAAAUAGG